UGGGUCGGGACAAGUCUGGCCAGUUCAGUUGGCUGUGGACGCGCCAGGCGAGCGGAGGUUCAGCCCGCCGCUCCUAGGUGCCUACCCCGCGCCCGUCGCCUCCCAGGCAUCGCCAUACACGCUGCCUUACGGAGUGCUCCCAGAGUGACACUGACCAUGGACGCUCCCCGGUAGGGCAGUGCGAACGCUAAGCAAUGACGCAAAGAACACGGAGCCAUGGCGAACUUUGAGGACCUAACUUAGUCUAGAUUUCGAGGUCUCGUGCCCGUCUGGUUUUGUUCCGCGGCCGAGAGGAAGGAGCAGAAGGGAUUCGAACAGGUGGCGGCAUUACUUCGGAAAGCAUGAGAGGAUCCCGACGGGAGGUUGUCUCUAGAGGACUUCAGAGUGAGUGAGAGCACCUGUGAGCACCUGUACACGUGUUCUGCGGUGCGUGUGUGGCGUCUGGGCGGCACAGAUAGCAGACGGUGUGCGAGGCGCCUCCCGCACUCUCCACUUUCCCCCUCAAGAGGCUGGUGGUGGAGUGGCGGUGGAGUGGUGGUGGUGGUGGUGGAGUGGUGGUGACGCCCUUGCAAGCAUGGCCGCCGCGCCCCCACCCCCACCCCGCCGGCAGGAGGAGCUCACCAACAUGGCGGCGUCCUCGGAGUCACCUCGUCUCUGAGCGUCGCAUUGCUGCAGCCAUGUUGAGGUGGUGCGUGGUGUGGGCGUGCCUGGCCGGGGUGGCGCGGGCGUUCUGCCCCCCUGGCUGCAACUGUGACGACAACGUGCCCAGCGCGCGCUGUGUGGGCGUGGGCCUCAACGUGCUGCCCAUCCUCUUCAACCCUGGCCUGCGACGCCUCAACAUGGCCCACAACCUCAUCAGCUCCUUGAAUGACGGUCUGGUAUUCUUUGACCGCCUGGAGGAGCUGGAUUUGUCCAACAACGCGCUGGCUUACUUGGGCACAGAGAACUUUGUGGAGCAGGUGCGGCUCCAGGAACUCCGACUGGCGCACAACAACCUGACAACUCUCACGCCGGGCGCCUUCCGCGGUCUCAACUCCCUCACGCUGCUUGACCUCAGCCAUAACGGACUGAUCGACCUGCAGCCCGGGAUGCUGGAGGACGCCCCUCGCCUCACCGUCCUCCUCCUUGCCCACAACAAACUUCACGUCCUCGUCCGGCACACCUUCCGCGGCCUUCGGAGCCUCCACGUCCUUGACCUGUGUGACAACUACUUUCGGGACGUACCGUCGUCCGCUCUCGGUGACCUGCAGUCCCUCAAGUCGCUACACAUGUGUCGCAACCGCCUUACUCGCCUCGAGCCCGACGCCUUCACCACCCCAGCGCUGACGUCACUCUCGCUGGAGACCAACAAUAUCGACCACAUAGAAGCCGGUGCCCUUCAGCGCCUCAAGAACCUACAGAAACUCAACCUUAACGACAAUCUGCUGCGCGAGGUGCCCGCCGCAGUGUUGUCCCUCCUGCUGAUGUUGGACACGCUCAUCCUCAGCAAAAACAACUUCACCACGAUACAGGCCGAGGCGUUCAGGAGCCUGAGUCGCCUCACCACGCUGGAAAUCUCCCGGUGUCCACGCCUCGCCUCCCUGCACCCCAACGCCUUCGCUCACUGCAUCAGCCUCCAGCGUCUCACUAUAUCCCAUAACCCGUUGAUACGACACCUUCCGGAAAGGCUGUUCACUUCCCUGCCUCGCCUCCACACGCUGGACCUCCGUGCCAACAGCCUCAAGAGCGUGUCGGAGGCCAGCAUGCCGUGGGGCUCCCUUGCUCGCCUCGACCUGCGUGACAACCAGCUGGUGUGCAAUUGUUCCAUCCGGUGGUUGGCGGCGCUGCUCGGGGCGGCCAACACCUCCCUCGCGGCGCCUGAUGUGCAGUGUGCCGCCCCAGAGAAGCUCAAAGGCCUUUAUCUCUCCAGACUCAGCCCGAGCGAGCAACUGUGCGUGGAUCAGGUGCAGGUGGUGGUGGGCAUCGUGGUGGUCACCGUGUCCACCGUGUUGCUAAUGGCGCUCUCCGUUCUCCUGUGCAAGUACCGACGGAGGAACCAGAGGGACAAGAUGGGGAGAAUGUGGCCUCCGGGACCCCUAGCACCAUGGCCCCCAGACGACCACACCGCUCCGACGCGUCACAUCAUGGCUGACGAGUAUGUUUACCACACGUACUCCUCCGUCAGGAAGAUCCCCGUCACCAAAGUCUGAGGGGAGCCACCUGUGGGGACGAGAGAAUGCGACCCUUCCUGUUUUGUUCCAUUGUGGAGGUUGAGGAAACGUGGACGAAGAAAAAGGCCACUUCGGUUGUACCUGCCCGGCGUUCCGAGAGGAGUAAGACCAGCUGACGUACAUUGCAGCGAGGCACCAAUAGAGUCGCCACCGGGUGUGUUGGGAAGAGCUGAAGAAGCACCGAGAAGAAUGGAAUAAUCGUAUUGAGGCUUCAAGAGAGUUGGCGUUGUGUCUGUGCUUUAAAAUCGCUACUAAUAUUGUGUGGACGUUUCAACUCAAGGAACACCACGAAGAAACAAGGUUUUUUCAGGGUUUUUUUUUUUUUUCAAAGGCGUGGGCGUUUGUCUUUGUGCUUCAAAAUCGCUGACUGUGUGGAGAACUUCUCACCCUCACUACGCUGACUAGCGAGAGAUGGCGAACGAAUGACGAGCGAGGAGCAGAAAUCAAAACCAAUGAAAUAAUUUUGCACCGGAAUCCGAGAGAAGCAAACGACGGGUGGUCUGUCUGUCUGUCUGUCUGUAACAACGACAAUGAGGGAACGCGUCAGUGGGCGAAUUCACAUAGAGGGAAACGUGAAACAGGGUUUACUGACGAGUGGGUGUGUGGGUGUGUCUGGUGUCUCUGGAAGCGCCUCAAGAUCCACCACACACCACCACACUCCACCGCACUUCACUAAAACACGCUUCUCCUUACCACCACCACCCUCAAGAGAUGAUUCUAUUCCCUGCUAUCGAUUCCGGAUGAUCCCCUCGUGUCCUGCUCUGAUCCAGACCUCCAUACCUUUGUACGUGCCGAGUCAAUUCCAGCGUCACAUAGUUCCAGGAAUCGCUACCGUCAUUGCUCUCUCUCUCCCUUCCCUCCUUCCCUGCCUUAGCUUGUCCCGGUAAUAGGCUAAUGAUCUCAGCCACUCAUAUUGUCCCCAAAGAAGUCAGGGAGGCACUGCAUUCCGCGCUGCUGCUGCUUCCACAAAGCUUUAAGGGUCGGAAAGGGGAACACCAAGCGGCUCUCAAACUCACCCCCGCUGCUAACCCGCCACCCAGCCAGCAGCCAGCCAGCCAGCCACCCAGGCCUUCCCAUCCUUCAUAGCCUGGCGAGCGGCGUCCAGCGGCUGACAGCAACACCACUGUUGGGAGUGGGGGUGUGGACUCGCUAUGAUACACUGACGCACGCACACACACACACACACACACACACACACACACACACACACACACACACGUACAAUAUCCACCCACACCCACGCACACACACACAUAUGGAACUAAUCCCCCUGAAGUAAAAUAACGCAUAGGUAUGAAAAAAAAAAUACAGUACAACAAUGGUAAACUUUUCAGACGGAUGAAACAUGCGGCCGAUUCCAUCAUCCAUCACCUUCAAGUUGAGCAAACAAAAUAUUUAUUAUGAAAAGAAAAAAAUCAAACAAAUACACACACACACACACACACACACACACAGGUACAGUACUCACAUGAGACCUCUCCAUCCCCGUCACUUCCUACACACACACACACACACACACACACACACACACACACACACACACACAAACAAAUAAACAAAACAGAAACGGAGGGGGAAAGGAAGGAUGGAAGGAGGAAAAUGAGAGAGAAAAAGUAAAAAAAAAAAAGAAAGGAAAAGACCUGACAGAUUGAUUAAUUCCGAAGCGUCGCAGCAACAACAGAGUCAUAAAGCGCCGCUCAGACAGAAACUAAAACAAAAAUAGAAACUGAAUUGAAAACUAAAUCUUCACUAUUCGAAAUACAAACCAAAGAACAUGUUGCUCAAUUUCCAUCACGCUACAGGCAGAACUCUCUCUCUCUCUCUCUCUCUCUCUCUCUCUCUCUCUCUCUCUCUCUCUCUCUCUCUCUCUCUCUCUCUCUCUCUCUCUCUCUCUCCGGUCUCGUCUGAUGCGGCUCCUCGUCUCUGCCUCCUAUCUCUACACUGCUUCCCGCCACCGCCACCACCACCACCACCACCACCGCCGCCACCACCACUAUCAUGCCGCUGUUUGUGUCGCGUCCUUGUCCGUUCCUUGUCCGUUGUCCUUCCAAGUGUUUCUAAGUGUCUGUCCGUCAUUCGGCCUUGAAGCAUCCUGGGCUAAGCUGUCCUAUGAUUACCUUCGUGUGUGUGUGUGUGUGUGUGUGUGUGUGUGUGUGUGUGUGUGUGUGUGUGUGUCUUAACCCACGUGUAGUCAUGUCUCCUUUCACGUCACGCCAGCCAUGUCUGUCUGUCUGCCUGCCUGUCUCGUGUGGCCUGCGCUAGAGGCCGCCCCAAGUCGCUCAGUAAUUUCCUCCUCCCGCCACGCUGACUCCCGCCCUGGAAUGCUGAGUGCCGAGUGUGAGUGCUGCUGCUGCUGCUGAGGGCGCCAGGUGACCAGCCAGCAGCUACUCCAAUACAAGUCUCCUUAGCAUACAUUUUUUCCUGACGGCCCUCUCGCAUUGAAUUUUUUUUCCAUCAUGUUUUUUAUAAUCUAUUUAGCAUUUACAAUUUACAGGAUAUAUAUUUCAAGCGCACUUUUCAAGACUACAUCCAUUUCCAAGUCCAUAUGUACAUUGCAUUGCUUUUGUGCGAUAUUAUAUAUAAAUAUACUAAUAAUACAUACGUACGUACAUGAUGAAUAAAUGAAUAAAUAUAUAUCUAUACAUAAUUUGUGUAUAAUCAUAUAUACACGUGGAGUUAUACAUUUACUACCCUAUAAGGUCUCGGGGUGGGGAUCAUUAUACAGCUGAUACUACUACUACUACUACUACUACUACUACUACUACUACUACUACUACUACUACUACUACUACUACUACUACUGCUAUUACUACUACUACUACUACAUACACAUAGUAAUAUUGAAAGAACUACACCCAAGUACACUCACACCUACACAUCACAAGGAAUGCCAACACCGACAGCAUCCCCACCCCCCCGGACUCAGCACACCCCUACCUUGCACAACACUCAAGCUCCACGCAACACAGCAACACCAGCAUCGCAACAACACAGGGACACCGAGAUGCAUUGUCACGUCACCGUCAGUCAUCACCAUCAUCACCACUAUACAGAAUGAAGUCACACCAGUUACGUCAUCGUCAUCACUCCUAGAAACUGCAUCGUCCAGUCAGUCAGUCAGUCAGUCACAGUCACCAUUAUCAGUGUCAUCACCAUUGUCACAGUCACUGCUAUAUACACAGCCUUAACCAGUUACACUAUCACCAUACACACACAGAUACCAAGACACACACGGCCACGCAUGAACACACACACACACACACACACACACACACACACACACACAGCAAAAAAGACAAACGUUAAAGAAAAUAAAUAAGGCUGAUUAAAUAACAAUCCAUCUUCCCUGUACAUAAAUAAUUAUAAUUAGUCUCCGCCUCUUUGCUCCUUCUCCUCGUCUAGUGUUGUCAUAGUUUCCAUUAUAGCAUUUUGAACUUUGAUAAAAAAAAAUAAAUAAAUAUUACAACCUCAUAUGCUUCCAGCGGCCCUUGCCUCCCCCCAGACACGCGGCCCGUCUCUACCCCAGCAUGUUAUCAGUAUAAUAAAUAUUUUGUAUUUUUGUAAAGAAGCUGUGUAAAUAAACAUUUCAUCUCUUUA
Scylla paramamosain (green mud crab) is the source of this 5807-nucleotide messenger RNA. RefSeq names its product chondroadherin-like. The coding region runs from base 678 to 2189 and encodes 503 amino acids. The record is from RefSeq and is a predicted model, not a curated record. Gene Ontology annotation, cellular component: extracellular matrix. Lineage: Eukaryota; Metazoa; Arthropoda; Malacostraca; Decapoda; Portunidae. The transcript is spliced from 5 exons. Gene Ontology annotation, molecular function: protein binding.